UACCGCGAUCGGUCGUGUUCCGCUCCUCGCGAUUUUCCAUUGCCCAAUUUUCGAUUUUCCUCCGCUGGAGGCGCGUGCUCAAACGGUAAACUGUGUGAAGAAUCGGGCCGCGAAGAGUGGUGAAGACGGGUGGAGAAGACUGACAGUUUCUUCGCGAAGUCGAGGAAUUUCCCGUGGCAUUUGCCACCCAAAUGUUAGACGAGUUAAUGAAGUGCAAAAAUGUUUGUAGACGGAGUUGUUGCUGCUGCCAAAUGAACACGAAGGCGCCGUCGACUUUGUGAUUUGCGGUUGCAUUCUACCAGAUACAAGCUCAGGCUACAAGCUGAAAAGUACAAUCUCAAGACCCCAGAAAGGCAGUCCGUAGUAUUUGACCCUGUCGCUUUCGGCAGCAAAGUGAAAAUUGCUCGGCAACCGAGGAAAACGGAGACUUCUGCGACUUCUUUGGUGUCAAGUGAGAAGACGACCUGGCGAAUCUCCUGCGGAUUAGUGGCACACUUACCCACAACCAGCACCGCUGAAAAGCAUAGCCCUCCCUCGAAGUUCGCCAUCCAGACACCAAACGCAUCGUCAUGGAACCCACGCCCAAUAUGCUGAAGCAGCUGCUGCUGAAGAAUCACCAGGACGCCAUUCUCCAGCUCCAGGGGAAUUCUCCAUCGCCUCCUCUGUCUUUCUGCGCCGCUUCGAUGGCGGAUAGCAGGGAACGGAUUCGCGGACCCUCGAGGGAUGGUCGGGAGUUCCUGACCAGUCCCAGGCAGGUCCUACGCCGACUGAUGCUGCUCUCCGAGGGCAGACAGUACAGGGAAGCUGCCGGGGUGGUGGGCAGAUUGGGCCCCUCAGUUCUGAGAUCAGUCAUUGCCGAACUCCCUCUGGAUCUACUGCUGGAGCACCUUCCUCACAGUGCCUACCUGCUGGAGUCAUUCUUUACCAGAUUAACCACCUUGAACACCACUCCAAAGCCCGAAGUGCCCAGUGAGACGGUGGCCUGGCAAUUGGUGCGUCUGUUUGCCAAUCCCCACGAAUCAGGACUGCGGCAAAGAUGCACUCGACUCCUGCAGGCUUUGGCUCAGUAUGAACCUGCUCUCCGACAAACUGUGAGGGAAAGGAGGCGCAGCUUCGAUAAUGCUGUCCAGGGACUCGGAGUCCAUGGACUGACCACCGAUGCCUCCGGUCAGCUCAUCUCACUGCAUGUGGCCCUAAAAACAGAGCUACAACGCCAUGUGGACACCUAUAAGAUGGCCAUUCACAAGCUGGAGGAGCUGAGCAUGGUCACGGUGAACCAGGAUCCUGCCCACUCCUCCCACCAACGUCUGUUGGCCAUCAAUUACGGGGACAUUCAGCAGCGACUGAUCGACAAUAAGACCCUGCUCACCAUGCUGGACAAGCCGGCUCUGAAGCAGCUGCAAACGCUGGUGGAGAAUCUCAGCACACGGGUGGAGAACGACAAGGAAGUGCUGACUUGUGUGGGUCAGGUGCGUCGUCUGGAUUCGCAGGCCCUCGUGGAGAAGCGUCCUGCCGCCGGCCUCCUGAUGAACUUCUCCCGCGGUUGCGAGGUGGUGCUCCACAUGAUGGGUCCCGAGGGAGGUCCUCCGGGAUCCUCGCUCUCCAUGGGCAAGGCCACGACUCCCGGCGGAGCCAGUACGAGCAGCUGCAGCGAUGGCUACCACUCGGAUGACUCCGGCAGCGAUGACGGCAGCGAAAUGGUGUCGCUCUAUCGGAAUCUCUACGUCGAGAACCGAGCGGAUGCCUUGGAGGCGUUGGACAGUCUUCCCCAGAUAAAACACGCGCACAGCCUCAAGGGGAAGAUACUCUUCUCCAUGAUCGUGCUCUCCUUCCGCUUGUGCCACGGAAUGCGGGAACGGAAGGUCCUGGAAGUCCGGCGCAUACUGAACUCCCCAUUGGACAGCAGCAGCGAGACUACUUUAUCCCUGGACAGAUCUGUUCGUCAGCAUCUUUUUGAGACCGCCGAUAAUUUUCCUUUGGGCGAGAUCGAGCGGUCGGUCUUCAACCAGGUGCUCUCCACCUUGCACGAGUAUCCCUGCCUGGAGUCCUGCCCCCCAUUAACGCACUACGUGAGUGCCUGUGUUCGUCUGGCCUGGAGGAUGAUUAACCAAAAGUCACCCUAUUACCUGGACAUGGACUUUAAUCUGGGCUUUUUGCGGCCCGAGAAACACGAACGGCAUCCACAAGCAGAUCGGCGUUCGGAUCUAAUAAAAGCCUUCCUUUGGCCCGCCUUAAUGCAGAACAACCAGUGCGUCUUCAAGGCGGUGGUGGCCACCUGA
This is a messenger RNA of Drosophila rhopaloa, 2279 nucleotides long. RefSeq lists its product as uncharacterized. Gene Ontology annotation, cellular component: mitochondrial outer membrane. NCBI's taxonomy places the organism in Eukaryota, Metazoa, Arthropoda, Insecta, Diptera, Drosophilidae. Gene Ontology annotation, biological process: mitophagy by internal vacuole formation; mitochondrial protein catabolic process. Bases 570 to 2279 code for a protein of 569 amino acids. The record is from RefSeq and is a predicted model, not a curated record. The transcript is spliced from 7 exons.